Messenger RNA from Sporothrix schenckii 1099-18, 1284 nucleotides. RefSeq lists its product as uncharacterized. Gene Ontology annotation, biological process: sphingolipid biosynthetic process; inositol phosphoceramide metabolic process. The transcript has a single exon. NCBI's taxonomy places the organism in Eukaryota, Fungi, Ascomycota, Sordariomycetes, Ophiostomatales, Ophiostomataceae. Gene Ontology annotation, molecular function: inositol phosphoceramide synthase activity. The record is from RefSeq and is a predicted model, not a curated record. Gene Ontology annotation, cellular component: inositol phosphoceramide synthase complex. The coding region runs from base 1 to 1284 and encodes 427 amino acids.
AUGGUUGUCGGUCCGUUUGUCGAGGUCGCCGUGGUCCUCGGGCUGCUGAGUGGCGGCACGUUGCUGAACCGCGACACCAGCGUCGGUUUGUCGGAUAUGGAUGAAGACAACUUACUGACGUCCCACACACGCACGCCCUACAGCGACGAUGGCAUUGAAUCGGGCCCUGCCGAUGACAAAGGCAUCAUGAUGGGGGACGACAUCGUCCACAUCGUCCACAGCGACAAGCGCCCGCGCACGCUCUAUUUCGGCCCCUGGCGGCGCACCGUGUGGACGCCCAACACGGCGAGGUUCAGGAACCGCCUGCUGAGCCGCGUCCUACGCAAGUUUCCCUUUCUGGUCGAGGCCUGGUACUGGGCGCUCCUCUACUGGGUGUACCAGCUGGCCCGUGCCGUGUCGGCGGUGCUGCUGAUUGACGAGUCGGUGGUGCAGGCGGCGCGCCGCCACGCGCUGCAGCUGGUGCGCGUAGAGGAGGCACUGGCCAUCUUCGUGGAGCCGGCCGUGCAGCGGUUUUUCCUGCAGCGGCGCCCGGCGGUCAUGCGCGGCAUCAACCGCCUGUACGCGUUUGUGCACAUCCCGGGCACGAUUUUGUUCCUGGUGUUCUUGUACUACAUUACGACGACCCGGCCCCAGCGCCAGAUGCAGAUACAACAGGCCACGCUCCACCCGGACGUCGCCGCCCACCGCUACCGGGACCGCUACCGCCCCGACCUCUACGAGCGCCGCCGCCGCACCAUGGCUAUGUGCAACCUGGUCGCCUUUGUCCUGUUCACGGCGUGGCCGGUCAUGCCGCCGCGCCUGCUGGGCGCCGACCACCUGGCCCACAGCAGCAACGACGAGGCCGGUUACGCCUUUGUCGACACGGUGCACGCGACCGCCGACGGCGCGCAGAGCGUCUGGACCACCAACCGCUUCUGCAACCAGUACGCCGCCAUGCCGUCGCUGCACUUUGGCUACGCGUUCCUCAUCGGCCUCACCGUGGCCACCCUGCCGCUCGACGCCGGCGACACGCGCCGGGCCGCGCGCGCCCGCCGGCGCCUGCUCGCCGUGCUCGGCGGCCUCGUCUACCCAGCCCUCAUCUGGAUCGCCAUCAUUGCCACGGCCAACCACUUCAUCCUGGACGCUGUUGUGGGCGGCAUUGUGUGUCUCGCGGUGUGGCAGGUCAGUGGGCUGCUCCGCAACCUGCUGCCGCUCGAAGACUACUUUUUGAGCGCGGUCCGCAUCCACAAGCCGUCCAAGAGACCGGCGACGCACUCGAUCCGGGCGGCGGAACGGGUGGAUUAA